This is a messenger RNA of Fonsecaea monophora, 4182 nucleotides long. RefSeq lists its product as hypothetical. Bases 1 to 4182 code for a protein of 1393 amino acids. Lineage: Eukaryota; Fungi; Ascomycota; Eurotiomycetes; Chaetothyriales; Herpotrichiellaceae. The transcript has a single exon. The record is from RefSeq and is a predicted model, not a curated record.
AUGGCUCCCAGAAUUGAUCGCGGCAACUCCAGGCGCCAUGCGCCUCGAGCGGCGAGACCCCUGUAUGUUUCUUCCAAUGUGCAACCGCGAAUGGUCCAAUCUUCGCGUCGUUUGGCGAGAAUCGGUACUAUCACGCAGCUGGAGGGACUGGCUCGCAGCACCUCUCCCCGGUCACGUCGGUCCCCGACCUCGAGGGGAAAUAUCCAUCUCUUGGGCGCGACAGGAAGGGAAGAGCAGCGUGGCGAGCUAGGACGGUUACGCUCAGUCAUCAGGAGACUCGAAGCCGGUCGACAUGCGUCCAUCAAUCGAUUUAUUCCACCAGAGCAGGACGCGGCGGAGGUCCUCGAGCUACCAGAGAUCGACAGUGACAGCUCGCCGGAAGAAGUUGAGAAUAUGAUGGCACACAUGAUCGACUACUUCUUGCAGUGGACUGAUGAGACGCUUAUCGAAGGACCGUCAACGAUCUUCCAAGACAUCAGACUCAUUCACGCCUCGCUGCAAAGUGUCAUGGAACUGCCCGAAGAGGUGAUCUCUUCCCCUGUGGUUCACAGCGUGCUCAAGACUUUCAGAAAACGGUACGAGACUUUCGUCAGCAUUUGGGCUCAAGCUAUUCAUCGCGCCCUCGUCGACAAGCUCCUGCAGAUCGAAUCACAGCUCAAGCACCACCCAGCGGCCGUGACGGAAUCAGUGUUUACUUCAAUCUUGUUGGAUGUGCGCACCGCAUCUUCAAGUUAUGCCUUGCUGGUGCUGCUAGAGUCCGAUCAGGAUAGUAUCCCACUGCUCUUGUCUAGUGGUGCAGCGACCGAAUUGUCGGACCGCUGCGCUCGCUUACAUGGGGUGUUCCAGAAUGCAACCUACAAUUCCGAACAGAAGGAGUUGUGGCUCCUGAUCUGGAGAGGCUUGAAGACUGUCUUUACUUCUUUUGACCAAGGGGCAGUCCCGACAUCUCCUACCAACAUCGAGCGCGAUCGCAUAUUCUUCGAGCUGCCUGGAGUAUAUCGUGAAUUCAAGCGCCUGAUCAGCUCACCGGAUGCAGCCAAUCCCAGAAGUAUCGAAGAUAUGGUUGGAAAAUACUGCCGAUACAUCUUCCAAUGUCAAGUCGACCCAAGCAACAAAUACGAGUCCCUUCAGCGACCACGAGACGCGCCUUUGGAAAGCCACACCAAAGAAGCGUUGAGAGAAUUCAUUGAGACCGGGAAAUUCGAGACAAGCACACUCUCCAAGAUUCAUUUCGCGGCCUCGCGGUUCAACACGAUUAGCGGAGGGCCGGUCAAGGUCAGACGAUGGCAGUAUGAUGUCGACGACGGAGAAUGGGAGACUGACGAAUUGGAUGUGCUCUCCCCAGUCUCGAUGCACACUGCUGAAGGGCUACCUGACCACUCGACUGUCCCCUUGAGUGCACGAUCGAGCUCGUCCGUUGCCGGCCUUGACGAUGCCGAGUCCUUUGCAGGUGCCGCACAGAAGCAGUCGAAAGGCUUGUUCCCAUAUCCUGAGGGGAUCAACAUGAAAAGCGCGUUUGACUAUGUCUACUACCCUUUUCCCGAGACACGGGCUCAUGAAAUUGUCCAGCACGAGCAAAUUUCCAGAGAGAUGGGCCAGCCCGGAAUAGUCUCAGAUGGUCCACGAGCCGACUUUCUCGUCAAUCGACCUCCCCCUCAUGCUCGCGAUCCUGCCGAUGUCUCAGUGUCCAACAGGUUAUCCAGUCCAUUUGAAUGGAUCCGCUCAGCGAUAGGGCAACUGCUUGCACAGAGACGCCGUGUUUCUGAUGUGAACCGCCCAAAAGUCAACACUCUUCCUUCACGUCCUUCGAAAAGACUUGCAUUGAAACCACGGCCUCGUCCCAUUGACCCAAAAGCAAGAGUGCGCAAGUCCACCUCUGUCGCAAGUCCAAGUCUCAAGCUUCGUGGAGGAGGGCCUCCACCUCAACGAUUAGCGCCAGAAUUGCACAGGAAAAGAAGUACUUUCGAUCCACUAGCAUAUCGACGGUUGGCGAUAGAGAUCUUUCGAAGGAGGCUUAACGGCAUUUAUGGGGCCGACAUUCAUCCCGACGAAGACGAAAUGCUACGGCUGUUGAAGCAAACGACCUACGAUGUUGGCAAGGCCGUAAAAUUAUACUCGGUAGUGAGUGACAGAAUCGUUAGCCCGGCCGGAGACACCGCUGAUGAGCAACAUCGACGCGUUCGUUUCUCUCAUCAACCUGAGAGCCGGACUGGCCAGCGUCCACGACUUCUUGACCAGAAUUCUAUGGAUCACAACACAGAAGUAUAUGCUUACAGAAUGGAUACUCUCGCCGAAUCCGGUGCUGGAUUGUUUGAUUAUCCCCCAGGCAGUGGCUAUGACGGCAUUAACCACUACUAUCAUGGUGCUGGGCAGCCUCCCACCAGGCCAGUACUGGGCGAACUUCCCACGGCAGCGGACCCUGACGAUGAUAACCCCGGUGAAGACAGCCCUCGACCAAGUUCCGAUCGAGAAAACCAUAGACCUAGGUCCUCCCAGCUGUCUCGACCUCCUCACAGCUCUCCUGCUCCUGAACCAUGUUCUUCACGCUGUCACCCUUGCCCCAGGUUUGCAGGCCAAUACCACCACGUGUGUAGACAUGCGCAUGUUGUGGAACCCAGAACGCCGCCACCGUUCAAUAUCCACGAGGACGAGGCCUCUGAUGGUGGGCCGAAUCAGAAUCCGAGCUUGCAGGCAAAUCAGGCUGUAGUCCAUGCCAUGACACAGGCAGUGGUCCAGGCGCUGACCCAGACUGUGAAUGAGAUUGUGACCCAGGUUGUGGAUCAGGUUAUGAACCAGGUUGUGGCACAGGAUGGCGAGCAAGAUGAUAAGCAGGGUGAUGAGCAAGGUGAAGAGGGGAGUGAAGAGGUGAGUGAAGAGGUGAGUGAAGAGGCGAGUGAAGAGGAGAGUGAAAAGGGGAGUCAAGAGGAGAAUGAAACGGAGAAUGAGGAGAAUGAGGAGCAGGCCGCGAGUCAGGAUGCAGGUCACACUCCCCAUAUCAGACGACCACCCAGGGAAGAGCCACGAGACGACGACAAUCGAGAUAUAGCCAAAGUGUUUCAGACGGACCCGGGCUACAAGGGCGAGUUGAGUGAUCUUGGUAUCGACGGAUUCCUCCAUCAAGCUGUUACAGCCAUGUAUGCGCAAAAGCCGAAUUGGAUUAAUAAUGAGUCGGUACGGCGGGACGUCUAUAUGAUAAUGGAUGGAUUGGCAGACAGGAUUAUGGAGCUGCGAGACCAAUAUCUCGUGUUGCUGGAGCCCGGCCCGCCGCCUUUCAUGGAAACGGUAUCGCGAAAUGACACCCGACAUCCAAACCCGGACCAUCCUGCCACGGUCAUGCUCUGCAGAAGGGCGGCCAGGGACGUGCGACAACAUUAUGGUCGACUGUACCAGUUCUUUGACGACAGGCACUUGCGAACCAAUCUUGGGUUCCGCCACCAGUUUAACCGGCUCAUUGUAGCAGUGAGGGAGCUACGACAUCUUUUCCUGGAGUACGCCCAGGUGCACGAGACCGAGGACGCCCCAGGCAGGCAGCAGCAAUAUGAUCAUGGAAGUGGAGCGGCGGAUCAGACAGGCAAUCAAGAAGAGGACACUGACGAUAGUCAGUCAGACUCCCAGAACACCCCUUCGACGCUUGAUACAGCACGGCUGGCGAGACGUCGAACUUCACCCAGACGCCACAGGAUUGUUCCGACUCGGCAGGAAUACGAGCUGAUGUUUGUGGACGAGCUGGAGCGGGAACUCCGAAACCGCGGAUUCACCAACCUAGAACAAGCAUUGGGAAAGAAGAGAUGGCUCAAGGCCGACCUGGUGAACAAACUCAUGGCGCUCGACCAAGAAGGCAAUCACCUUGGUCAUGGGGCCGACGAAGGGUAUCGCCAUAUCACCGGAAACUUGACAGCUCGGAGUCGACCAAAAGGGUUCAACUUGGACCACGCGCUCCAAAUAUAUAACUUGACCAAGCGGGCUAGGCGAGGUCAGGAGAAGCAGAAGAGGAAAGAAGCAAGGCGACAGGCGAGGAUCGCACGAGGGAUACAUUCACCAGCGCCAGUGUUGCCAAGGGUGCAACCGAAUCCAGUGCCGUUGGCUGUACCUCGUCCGGUGGUUAGGGCCAGCAGUCCGGACGUCGUGGGUCAAGAUUCCGAGGACUCUGACACUGUGAGUGUGGACUUUCGCCGACCGUAG